AAUAUCUAGAAGUAACGAACGUGUGUUUAACAUUUUAAACAAGUGCUCUUUCGAAAAAGAACCCAAAAUCAGUAGUUCAACAUUGCUAUUUAUUUAUAUUAUUCACAAUAAAAUAUGUCAUACAGUCAACAAAGCGAUCUACCACCCAAACUACAAGAAGCCAUAGAUAAAAUUAUUCAAAAUGAAAAUUUCAAAUCUUAUCACAUUGAAGUAAAGCAACUUGAAAUAGAUAAUAGCUUCGUCGGUUCAUAUAGAGAAAUAAAUAUCAGCGGAGAAAGUAAAAAUGGCAAUAAAGAAUUACAGUUAUUCACAAAAACCAACCUUGAUGACAAGAUUAAUAACGUAGACAUGGUAGCUAACGUAUCGAAUUUAUAUAAAAUAGAGGCGUUUAUGUAUUCUGAAUUCAAUAAAACAAUAAAUGAAGUACAAGAAGAAGCCAACAUACCCUUCGAAGAGAGAUAUGUACUUGCUAAAAGUUACGUUAGCAGUGAUGAAAAUACUAUUAUAAUGGAAAACUUGGCAGCCAAAGGGUUCACAAUGUAUCCGCAUCAACGAGUGAUAACACUGAAGUUCGCAGAGUUAGCAAUACAAAGUUUAGCCAAGUUCCACAGCUUUGCCUUCAUACUUAAGGAAAGGCGUCCACUUUUUUAUGAGAACAAAGUUAAAAACAUGAAACAGCCUUUACUUUAUGGCACAAACAGUUUUAAUGAAUUGGUUCAGAAAUGCAGCCAAUACACCAUUGAUAACUUAAAUCCAGAACAUAAAAAGAAGAUGGAAAUAUUCUUGCCGACGAUUUUAGAGAAAUUUCAAAAAUACACUGCAGACCCAGCGGACGUUUGGUGUCUUGUGCAUGGAGAUUUUAAAUCUGGUAAUAUAAUGGCACAAUUCAAAAAUGGCGAACCGUGUGAAGUGAGAGUCGUUGACUAUCAAUUUUCGUUUUACGGCUGUUCUAUCAUUGAAUUAUUUAAUUUUAUAUUCACUGGCACCGAUCAAGAAUUCAGGAAGAACCAUUUGGAAUACCUCAAGAAUUUCUAUUACAAAUCUAUGGAGGAAUUCUUGAAACUUUUCAAUAUGGACGUUGAGGAUUACUAUCCAAGAGCUGAAUUUGAAAGGCUUUAUAAAGAGAGACUGGAUUAUGGACUGAUGAUAGCUCUGUUCUUUCUGCCAAUAAUUCUGGCCAAGAAAAAUGAAAACUCUGUUGCCGAUAUCUUAGAUUCUCCUUCUAACGCCCCCGUAAUGAGUGACUUCAUACGAAAUAGGAUAAGUGGUAUUGUGGAAGAUUUUAUUCAAUGGGGAUACAUAUGAGAUAGUCACUUUAAUUAUUAUCUAUGUAUUUUUAAGUUUUCUGAUUUUAAUUCAUGACUUUUCAAUUCUUCUUCUUGUCAUAUCGACAACAAACCUACACAAUGUCAGCCCAACACUCGGCCACAUGAGUGGCGUUGUCAGUAGCUUUCAUUAAAUCUUCCUGCGUGCAGUUAUUUUUCUUUUCAAUUUUGGAGUGAUGGAGUAGGUAAAUCCUAAAACAAAAAGUUGUUUAACUUAUUAAGUAUUUCUUAAAUAGCUACAAAUGGUGAUAAAACCAGUUCGUUGUAGUAAAGUGGUAAUCAUUUUAUUUUAGAGUUACUUUAAAGUUUGAAAAACUUAAUCAAAUAAAGAUUUUGUG
Molecule: messenger RNA, 1663 nt
Organism: Ostrinia nubilalis (European corn borer)
Lineage: Eukaryota; Metazoa; Arthropoda; Insecta; Lepidoptera; Crambidae
Exons: 3
Coding region: 115-1305 (396 amino acids)
Source: RefSeq, a predicted model, not a curated record